GUCAGCGCACGUCAUGGGGUUCAGGUGCCAGCGCGUGCGCGCGCGCAUCGCACGCUGCAGUCAGUGCAUUAUGGCCGCGCGCGCCGCUCUCGCGCUCGCCGCGCUCGCUGUGCUCGCGACUGCGCAGCCAACAUACGUGUACGUCCGAGAAGACCCGAACGUCAAUGACGUUGAUGAUAUCGACUUCGACGUCGAACAACGUCAAACCACGCAGCUUCGAGACGAACUUCGGUCCGCCAGGGAAGAUGCUCUGCUGCUGUACACGGAAUAUUCGGCGAAGGUUGGAAAGGAUAUGAAGACCUUUAUCAAGGAGAUGGUGGAUUUGAAGGAAGAGACGAAGAAAGGGGUAGAAGAAAUGCUGAAGAACGCUCCAGAACAUUGCUCGUCAAAAUUCGACCUGAGCGUAGCAGAGGCGGUGCGUGACGCACGCCGCGGCGCCACCUUCAGUGCUGAGAACCAUCAUAAGUUCCUGCUAGGACACAUGGUUGUGUUCCGAAUGCAUCUCAACAAGAGUGACGAUUAUAUCAAGAAAUGUGACAAGAUGUUUUUAGACUGCGGAUUAGCAUGUGAGACGAUGCCACGCAUGAAACGUUGGCGCAGCCUGGCCCAGCAAGAAAUCAACCGCGUCCGCGACGACAUCCUUCACUCGCGCCACGCAUACAAGGACCUAGUUGCGCACGCGACGCGGAAACUCAACCACGUGCGUAAGCACACCCGUGCUAGAGCCGACAAAGCUGUUGAGGAGCUGGAGAAGUGUAUUAAAUUGUAAUAUGCCCUUUGACCGCCAAAGACGUCAACUGACGCGCGCUGCUACAGCCCAAUAUUAACCUUAAUGCAUUUUAGGUCGGUGUCAGCAUGGUUGUAUUUUUAUCACCUGUCACUAUGCCUGUCACUUUCGCACUUACAUACUUGUUAGAACGUGACAGGCAUGGUGACAGGCGAUAAAAAUGCUACCGUGCUAAGCCCGCAGGACGCGCCGCGCACGAUAGCCGAGUUUUCAAAUAGUUAAAAGGACCUUACCUUACCUUAAUAAAGAACGCGUGCAAAUGUUCUUGUGUCUGUGUUUAUUCAGAGCACGAUUACAAUUCGCAACUAGCAUCUCUCUUUUUUUUUAAAUUUGGUAAUUCUCAAGCCAUGUAUUCAAUGCCUUUUGAAGUCCAUAUUGACGCCAGCAAAUAUGGAAUAGGUGUAAUAUUAACCCAAGUUGCAAACAAAAGCUAUAUCUUAGAGAGAGAAAAGGAGAGAGAGAAACUUGAUGUUAUAUAGUUGCUAUCGAGAGUUUGUUGUGUUCUAUGGGUCUGUGUAGAAAGAUGCUUGAAUCUUAUGUUGGUUGUUUAGACACGAAUUUUCUUAUACAUUUCGCAAACUUUGUUACGAACCGAGUAAAAAAUCUGUGCACUUUUUUUUAAGUUAAGGAUCAAAAUGUGCACAGAUUUCUAUCGACAAAAAUUAAUUCGAAUUAUAUAGCUUCAUGUUAUUUUUCCAGCUGGCACAUUGCUUGCAAGGUCCGAGUCAUAUUUUAUGCCAAAAAAAUAUCGCCCUCGAUAUUACGAUAAAAAAUAUAAAUUUCGAGCCUGUUUUUAAAUUGACUGAUUGUCACUUGUCUGAAAAAUAGAUUGGACAUUAAGUGGUUAAGAUGCCUUGCUGAAAAUGCUAGUAGGUAUGUAAAUAAAUACAUAUUAUUUUGAUGUUAUUUACAACAUUGUUUUUUAAAACCUAUAAAAAGUUUCUAAUUUUCAUUUAAGGAGAAAGUACAAUUAUAUUCGAACUUAAACUAUCGUGAGACAUAUUUCAAAAUAUUUAGAUUAGUACGGUUUCACUCAGUUAUUUUUAGUGAGUGAAACCGUACUGAUCUAAAUGUUUUUACAAUUAUAUGUUUAAUUAAUUCUAAAGUGCCAUUUAUUUUGAGCAGUCAAAUGCUCAUUUCUAUUCAUUUAUCAUCUAAGUACGGUUAUAUUAUUUAUAGUUGCGUAUUUUAUAAAUUUUAUCAUGAAUCGCGGAUAAAGUGUGCAUCAAGUUCUCAUGCUUGUCAAGAGAGUUUUAUCAAUAGCGAUAAAUGAUAAACACGCGACCAUAUUAGCCGGAAAGGAUUUAUUUAAAUGAGGUCCAUGCUUUUUUGACUUGAGAAUGAAGACUUAUAUGAAAAAAAAAUUCAAGUCUUUCAUUCUCGAUUCACACCAAAGCAUAGUAUAUUGGUCUCAUCCUUAGGAUAAAAGUCUUAACUUAUUUUAAACUAAAUUAGGUGUAAGGAGCUAUUUGUUUGUACAAAAUUUAAUUACAUUUUGUAAUGCAAUGAAGUUGGAGAAUUAAAUUUCGAAUUUUGGUUUAUUCUUAUGAUUUUAAUUUAAAUGAAUAAAGAUUGGUAAGAUAAGAUGUUAAGUUAAUUGGUUCCUAAAAAUUCAUAGGUCAAUACUUUUUUAUUCGCCAUACGGAUAAUAUUGUUUUUAUUAGGUAUUGUAAAAUCACCCAACUAGUCCAAAUAAAACUCCCAACUAUAGUCAAUACAAAAUUAACUCGAAUACCUUAGUUCCGGUAUGAAUAUUAAUAGUGUCCCAGUUUGAGACAAUAUAUUUUCAUAUAUAAGGAAGAAAAAUAUUCGCGCAACACCAAAAAAAGGAUUGGUAUUGAUGAACUUGUGAAACUUAAAAAAAAUAAAAAAUAAUGGAAAAAAGGAUAAAUAAUGAAAUUUAAUCGCGUUAGACCCGUUAAUGACAUUAAUUUUAUGGACCUUAUUUGUAUUACUGGACUAUAGUUGCGUGGUCUUACGAUACUUUUAUAAUGUACAUGACUACAUGUACAGUCAGCUGCAGAGAAAAGGUACCCCACGUCCAUACAAAUUUACAGAAAUUUGUAUGCAGGGCAAAAAAAAAAGUAGUCGACGCAGCUCGGAAAGCGGCCCGGCUAAAGUGGGACUGGGCUGGUCAUGUCUCCCGAAUGCCGAGCGAGCUGUGGGCCAAAAUCGCCACAGAGUGGCAGUCACAGAAAUAAAUAUACCAAAGAAGACGCAAAUGCAUCUACUUUGCGUGUCCGAACCCCGACCAAGCGUCGAGGUUGACCGUCGUUCUUUACAGUCCACGCCGCCGGUUGUUGCGGCCGGACGUCCAUGAAAACUUAAAAUAUGCUUCGUUGCAUGAUAAUUAACUGCAACAGCCUAAUAAUUGCGAGCACCCAAAGGCAAGAACAUAUUUCCUAUCACAGAUAAGUAAUUUUAAAAUUAUAUUAUGCGUAAAUUUUGUAUGAAAAAGUCGGCACGCUUGGUUUCAAUACAAAUCGUGGUAUUUGCGUCAUCUAGCGUAUAUAUUAAAUCUGUGGUGGCAGCCCAGCUCAAAACGAGGAUUUGGCAGACCACGUCGGCGAUGGCGAGACUAGUUAGACUCCUUUUUAAAAGAAUGGCCAGACUGCACAGGAUAGGGAAGACUGGAAAAAGUUGGGGGAGGCCUUUGCCCAGCAGUGGGACAUUAUAGACUCCUAAUAAUAAUAACUGUAUG
Messenger RNA from Cydia strobilella, 3488 nucleotides. RefSeq lists its product as uncharacterized. Lineage: Eukaryota; Metazoa; Arthropoda; Insecta; Lepidoptera; Tortricidae. The coding region runs from base 14 to 769 and encodes 251 amino acids. The transcript is spliced from 5 exons. The record is from RefSeq and is a predicted model, not a curated record.